AUGGGUUUAACAUACGACGUGGACUUGGACGUAGACGUGGACGUGGACGUGGUCGUGGACGUGGACGUGGACGUGGUCGUGGACGUGGACGUGGUCGUGGACGUGGACGUGGACGUGGACGUGGACGUGAACGUGGACCUAGACAUGGACCUGGACGUGGUCGUGGACGUGGACGUGGACGUGGACGUGGACCUGGACGUGGUCGUGGACAUGGACGUGGACUUGGACAUGGACUUGGAUGUGUACGUGGACGUGGACGUGGUCGUGGACGUGGACAUGGACAUGGACGUGGUCGUGGACGUGGACGUGGACGUGGUCGUGGACGUGGACGUGGUCGUGGACGUGGACGUGGAGGACGUGGACGUGGACGACGUGGACGUCGACGUGGUCAUGGGCGUGGACGUGGACGUGGAUGUGGAUGUGGACCUGGACGUGGACGUGGACAUGGACAUGGACGUGGACGUGGACGUGGACGUGGAGGACGUGGACGUGCACGUGGAGGACAUGGACGUGGACGUGGACGUGGACUUGGACGUGGACGUAGACGUGGACGUGAACGUGGACGUGGAAGUGGGCGUGGACGUGGUCGUGUACGUGGACGUGGACGUGGUCAUGGACGUGGUCGUGGACGUAAAUGUGGACGUGGUCCUGGACGUGGACGAGGAAGUGGACGUGGACGUGGACGUGGAUGUGGACUUGGACGUGGUCGUGGACGUGGACGUGGUCCUCGACUUGGACGAGGAAGUGGACGUGGACGUGGACGUGGACGUGGUCGUGGACGUGGACGUGGUCGUGGUCGUUGACGUGGACGUGGACGUGGACUUGGACGUGGACGUGAACGUGGACAUGGAUGUGGACGUGGACUUGGACGUGGUCGUGGACAUGGACCUGGAUGUGGUCAUGGAUGUCGACGUGGACGUGGACGUGGUCAUGGACGUGGACGUGGAGGACGUGGACGUGGAGGACGUGGAGGUGGACGUGGUCGUGGGCGUGGACGUGGACGUGGACGUGGACGUGGACAUGGACGUGGACGUGGACGUGGACGUGGACGUGGAGGACGUGGACGUGGACGUGGACGUGGAGGACAUGGACGUGGACGUGGACGUGGACGUGGACGUGGUCGUGGACGUGGACGUGGACGUGGACGUGGACGUGGACGUGGACGUGGACGUGGACGUGGUCGUGGACGUGGACGUGGACGUGGACUUGGACGUGGACGUGGACGUGGACGUGGACCUGGACGUGGUCGUGGACGUGGACGUGGACGUGGACGUGGACUUGGACCUAGACGUGGUCGUAGACGUGGACGUGGACGUGGACGUGGACGUGGACCUGGACGUGGACGUGGACGUGGACGUGGACGUGGACGAGGAGGACGUGGACGUGGACGUGGACGUGGAGGACAUGGACGUGGACGUGGACGUGGACAUGGACUUGAACGUGGACGUAGACAUGGACGUGAACGUGGACGUCGACGUGGUCGUGGACGUGGUCGUGGACGUGGACGUGGACGUGGUCGUGGACGUGGUCGUGGACGUGGACGUGGACGUGGUCCUGGACGUGGACGAGGAAGUGGACGUGGACGUGGACGUGGAUGUGGACUUGGACGUGGACGUGGUCGUGGACGUGGACGUGGUCCUGGACGUGGACGUGGUUGUGGACGUGGACGUGGACGUGGACUUGGACAUGGAUGUGGUCGUAGACGUGGAUGUGGACGUGGACGUGGACCUUGACGUGGACCUGGACGUGGUCGUGGAUGUGGACGUGGACGUGGACGUGGACUUGGACCUAGACGUGGUCGUGGACGUGGACGUUGACGUGGACGUGGACUUGGACGUGGACUUGGACGUGGACGUGGACGUGGACGUGGGCUUGGACGUGGACAUGUAUGUGGACGACGUGGACGUGGACGUGGAGUACGUGGACGUGGACGUGGUCGUGGACGUGGACGUGGAGGACGUGGACGUGGACGUAGACAUGGACGUGGACGUGGACGUGGACGUGGUCGUGGACGUGGACGUGGACGUGGACGUGGAGGACGUGGACGCAGACAUGGACGUGGACGUGGACGUGGACGUGGACGUGGACGUGGACGUGGUCGUGGACGUGGACGUGGACCUGGACGUGGACGUGGACGUGGACAUGGACGUGGACGUGGACGUGGACGUGGACGUGCAUGUGGAGGACGUGGACGUGGACGUGGAGGACGUGGACGUGGACGUGGACGUGGACGUGGAGGACGUGGACGUGGACGUGGACGUGGACUUGGACGUGGACGUAGACGUGGACGUGAACGUGGACGUGGACGUGGUCGUGGACGUGGUCCUGGACGUGGACGUGGACGUGGACAUGGUCGUGGACGUGGACGUGGACGUGGACGUGGUCGUGGACGUGGACGUGGACGUGGACGUGGACGUGGACAUGGACGUGGACGUGGACGUGGAUGUGGACUUGGACGUGGACGUGGUCGUGGACGUGGACGUGGUCCUGGACGUGGACGUGGUUGUGGACGUGGACGUGGACGUGGACGUGGACUUGGACAUGGAUGUGGUCGUGGACGUGGAUGUGGACGUGGACGUGGACCUGGACGUGGACCUGGACGUGGUCGUGGACGUGGACGUGGACGUGGACGUGGACUUGGACCUAGACGUGGUCGUGGACGUGGACGUGGACGUGGACGUGGACCUGGACGUGGACGUGGACGUGGACGUGGACCUGGACGUGGACGUGGACGUGGACGUGGACGUGGAGGACAUGGACGUGGACGUGGACGUGGACGUGGACUUGGACGUGGACGUAGACAUGGACGUGAACGUGGACGUAGACGUGGUCGUGGACGUGGUCGUGGACGUGGACGUGGACGUGGACGUGGUCGUGGACGUGGUCGUGGACGUGGACGUGGACGUGGUCCUGGACGUGGACGAGGAAGUGGACGUGGACGUGGACGUGGAUGUGGACUUGGACGUGGACGUGGUCGUGGACGUGGACGUGGUCCUGGACGUGGAUGUGGACGUGGACGUGGACGUGGACGUGGACGUGGACAUGGACGUGGUCGUAGACGUGGAUGUGGACGUGGACGUGGACCUGGACGUGGACCUGGACGUGGUCGUGAACGUAGACGUGGACGUGGACGUGGACUUGGACCUAGACGUGGACGUGGACGUGGACGUUGACGUGGACGUGGACUUGGACGUGGACUUGGACGUGGACGUGGACGUGGACGUGGACGUGGGCUUGGACGUGGACAUGGAUGUGGACGACGUGGACGUGGACGUGGAGUACGUGGACGUGGACGUGGUCGUGGACGUGGACGUGGAGGACGUGGACGUGGACGUAGACAUGGACGUGGACGUGGACGUGGUUGUAGACGUGGACGUGGACGUGGACGUGGAGGACGUGGACGUAGACAUGGACGUGGACGUGGACGUGGACGUGGUCGUGGACGUGGACGUGGACGUGGACGUGGAGGACGUGGAUGUAGACAUGGACGUGGACGUGGACGUGGACGUGGUCGUGGACGUGGACGUGGACAUGGACGUGGACGUGGACAUGGACGUGGUCGUGGACUUGGACGUGGAGGACGUGGCCGUGGACAACGUGGACGUGGAGGACGUGGACGUGGACGUGGACUUGGACUUGGACGUGGACGUGGACGUGGACGUGGUCGUGGUCGUGGACGUGGACGUGGACGUGGACGUGGUCGUGUACGUGGACGUGGAGGACGUGGACGUGGACGACGUGGACGUGGACGUGGAGGACGUGGACGUGGCCGUGGACGUGGACGUGGACGUGGACGUGGACGUGGACCUGGACGUGGACGUGGACGUGGACGUGGACGUGGACGUGGACGUGCAUGUGGAGGACGUGGACGUGGACGUGGAGGACGUGGACGUGGACAUGGACGUGGACGUGGAGGACGUGGACGUGGACGUGGACGUGGACGUGGACUUGGAUGUGGACGUAGACGUGGACGUCAACGUGGACGUGGACGUGGUCGUGGACAUGGUCGUGGACUUGGACGUGGACGUGGACAUGGUCGUGGACGUGGACGUGGACGUGGACGUGGUCGUGGACGUGGACAUGGACGUGGACGUGGACGUGGUCCUGGACGUGGACGAGGAAAUUUACAUGGACGUGGACGUGGACGUGGACUUGGACGUGGUCGUGGACUUGGUCGUGGACGUGGACGUGGAUGUGGUCGUGGACGUGGUCGUGGACGUGGUCGUGGACGUGGACGUGGACUUGGUCGUGGACGUGGACGUGGACUUGGACGUGGACGUGGUCGUGGACGUGGUCGUGGACGUGGUUGUGGACGUGGUCGUGGACGUGGACGUGGACGUGGACGUGGAGUUGGUCGUGGACGUGGACGUGGACGUGGACGUUGGCUUGGACGUGGACGUGGACGUGGACGUGAACGUGGGCUUGGACGUGGACGUGGACGUGGACGUGGACGAGGACGUGGUCGUGGACGUGGACGUGGACGUGGUCAUGGACGUGGACGUGGAGGACGUGGACGUGGACGACGUGGACGUGGACGUGGAGGACGUGGACGUGGACAUGGACGUGGACGUGGACGUGGACGUGGCCGUGGACGUGGGCGUGGACGUGGACGUGGAGGACGUGGACGUGGACGUGGACGUGGAGGACGUGGACGUGGACGUGGAUGUGGACGUGGACGACGUGGAUGUGGACGUGGACGUGGACGUGGACGUGAACGUGGACGUCGACGUGGACGUGAACGUGGACGUGGACGUGGUCGUGGACGUGGUCGUGGACGUGGACGUGGACGUGGUCCUGGACCUGGACGAGGAAGUGGACGUGGACGUGGACGUGGAAUUGGACGUGGACCUGGACGUAGACGUGGACAUGAACGUGGACGUGGACGUGGUCGUGGACGUGGUCGUGAACGUGGACGUGGACGUGGACGUGGUCCUGGACGUGGACGAGGAAGUGGACGUGGACGUGGAAAUGGACUUGGACGUGGACGUGGACGUGGACAUGGACGUGGACGUGGUCGUGGACGUGGACGUGGUCGUGGUCGUGGUCGUGGACGUGGACGUGGACUUGGACAUGGACGUGGUCGUGGACGUGGAUGUGGACGUGGACGUGGAUCUGGACGUGGACCUGGACGUGGUCGUGGACGUGGACGUGGUCGUGGACUUGGACCUAGACGUGGUCGUGGACGUGGACGUGGACGUUGACGUGGACGUGUACUUUGACGUGGACUUGGACGUGGACGUGGACGUGGACGUGGACGUGGGCUUGGACGUGGACAUGGAUGUGGACGACGUGGACGUGGACGUGGAGUACGUGGACGUGGACGUGGUCGUGGACGUGGACGUGGAGGACGUGGACGUGGACGUAGACAUGGACGUGGACGUGGACGUGGACGUGGACGUGGACGUGGAGGACGUGGACGUAGACAUGGACGUGGACGUGGACGUGGACGUGGACGUGGACUUGGACGUGGUCGUGGACGUGGACGUGGACGUGGACGUGGACGUCGACGUCGACGUCGACGUGGACGUGGACAUGGACGUGGUCGUGGACUUGGACGUGGAGGACGUGGCCGUGGACAACGUGGACGUGGAGGACGUGGACGUGGACGUGGACUUGGACUUGGACGUGGACGUGGACGUGGACGUGGUCGUGGUCGUGAACGUGGACGUUGACGUGGACGUGGUCGUGUACGUGGACGUGGAGGACGUGGACGUGGACGACGUGGACGUGGACGUGGAGGACGUGGACGUGGCCGUGGACGUGGACGUGGACGUGGACGUGGACGUGGACCUGGACGUUGUCGUGGACGUGGACAUGGACGUAGACGUGGACGUGGACGUGGACAUGGACGUGGACGUGGACGUGGACGUGCAUGUGGAGGACGUGGACGUGGACGUGGACGUGGACGUGGACGUGGGGGACGUGGACGUGGACGUGGACGUGGACGUGGACUUGGACGUGGACGUAGACGUGGACGUGAACGUGGACGUGGACGUGGUCGUGGACGUGGUCGUGGACGUGGACGUGGACGUGGACAUGGUCGUGGACGUGGACGUGGACGUGGACGUGGUCGUGGACGUGGACAUGGACGUGGACGUGGACGUGGUCCUGGACGUGGACGAGGAAAUUUACAUGGACGUGGACGUGGACGUGGACUUGGACGUGGUCGUGGACUUGGUCGUGGACGUGGACGUGGACGUGGUCGUGGACGUGGUCGUGGACGUGGUCGUGGACGUGGACGUGGACUUGGUUGUGGACGUGGACUUGGACGUGGACGUGGACGUGGACGUGGUCGUGGACGUGGUCGUGGACGUGGUCGUGGACGUGGACGUGGACGUGGACGUGGAGUUGGUCGUGGACGUGGACGUGGACGUGGACGUGGGCUUGGACGUGGACGUGGACGUGGACGUGGACGUGGACGUGGACGUGGUCGUGGACGUGGACAUGGACGUGGACGUGGACGUGGUCCUGGACGUGGACGAGGAAAUUUACAUGGACGUGGACGUGGACGUGGACUUGGACGUGGUCGUGGACUUGGACGUGGUCGUGGACGUGGUCAUGGACGUGAUCGUGGACGUGGACGUGGACUUGGUCGUGGACGUGGACGUGGACUUGGACGUGGACGUGGACGUGGACGUGGUCGUGGACGUGGUCGUGGACGUGGACGUGGACGUGGACGUGGAGUUGGUCGUGGACGUGGACGUGGACGUGGACGUUGGCUUGGACGUGGACGUGGACGUGGACGUGGACGUGGACUUGGACGUGGACGUGGACGUGGACGUGGUCGUGGACGUGGUCAUGGACGUGGUCGUGGACAUGGACGUGGACUUGGUCGUGGACGUAGACGUGGACUUGGACGUGGACGUGGACGUGGACGUGGUCGUGGACGUGGUCGUGGACGUGGUCGUGGACGUGGACGUGGACGUGGACGUGGAGUUGGUCGUGGACGUGGACGUGGACGUGGACGUUGGCUUGGACGUGGACGUGGACGUGGACGUGGACGUGGACGUGGACGUGGACGUGGGCUUGGACGUGGACAUGGACGUGGACGUGGACGAGGACGUGGUCGUGGACGUGGACGUGGACGUGGUCAUGGACGUGGACGUGGAGGACGUGGACGUGGACGACGUGGACGUGGACGUGGAGGACGUGGACGUGGACAUGGACGUGGACGUGGACGUGGCCGUGGACGUGGGCGUGGACGUGGACGUGGAGGACGUGGACGUGGACGUGGACGUGGAGGACGUGGACGUGGACGUGGAUGUGGACGUGGACGACGUGGACGUGGACGUGGACGUGGACGUGGACGUGAACGUGGACGUCGACGUGGACGUGAACGUGGACGUGGACGUGGUCGUGGACGUGGUCAUGGACGUGGACGUGGGCGUGGACGUGGUCCUGGACGUGGACGAGGAAGUGGACGUGGACGUGGAUGUGGACUUGGACGUGGACGUGGACGUAGACGUGGACAUGAACGUGGACGUGGACGUGGACGUGGUCGUGGAUGUGGUCGUGGACGUGGACGUGGACGUGGUCCUGGACGUGGACGAGGAAGUGGACGUGGACGUGGAAAUGGACUUGGACGUGGACGUGGACGUGGAUAUGGACGUGGACGUGGUCGUGGACGUGGACGUGGUCGUGGUCGUGGACGUGGACGUGGACGUGGACUUGGACGUGGAGGUGGACGUGGAGUUGGUCGUGGACGUGGACGUGGACGUGGACGUUGGCUUGGACGUGGACGACGUGGUCGUGGACGUGGACGUGGACGUGGUCAUGGACGUGGACGUGGAGGACGUGGACGUGGACGACGUGGACGUGGACGUGGAGGACGUGGACGUGGACAUGGACGUGGACGUGGACGUGGCCGUGGACGUGGGCGUGGACGUGGACGUGGAGGACGUGGACGUGGACGUGGACGUGGAGGACGUGGACGUGGACGUGGAUGUGGACGUGGACGACGUGGACGUGGACGUGGACGUGGACGUGGACGUGAACGUGGACGUCGACGUGGACGUGAACGUGGACGUGGACGUGGUCGUGGACGUGGUCAUGGACGUGGACGUGGACGUGGUCCUGGACGUGGACGAGGAAGUGGACGUGGACGUGGAUGUGGACUUGGACGUGGACGUGGACGUAGACGUGGACAUGAACGUGGACGUGGACGUGGACGUGGUCGUGGAUGUGGUCGUGGACGUGGACGUGGACGUGGUCCUGGACGUGGACGAGGAAGUGGACGUGGACGUGGAAAUGGACUUGGACGUGGACGUGGACGUGGAUAUGGACGUGGACGUGGUCGUGGACGUGGACGUGGUCGUGGACGUGGACGUGGACGUGGUCGGUGACGUGGACGUGGACGUGGUCGUGGACAUGGACCUGGACGUGGAGGUGGACGUGAACGUGGACGUAGACGUGGACAUGAAUGUGGACGUGGUCAUGGACGUGGUCGUGGACGUGGACGUGGACGUGGACGUGGUCCUGGACGUGGACGAGGAAGUGGACGUGGACGUGGACGUGAAAUUGGACGUGGACGUGGAUGUGGACGUGGACAUUGACGUGGACGUGGUCGUGGACGUGGACGUGGUCGUGGACGUGGACGUGGACGUGGACUUGGACGUGGACCUGGACGUGGACGUGGACGUGGACCUGGACGUGGACGUGGACGUGGUCGUGGACGUGGACGUGGACGUGGUCGUCGACAUGGACGUGGACGUGGACGUGAACGUGGACCUGGACGUGGACGUGGACGUGGACCUGGACGUGGUCGUGGACGUGGACGUGGACGUGGACGUGGACUUGGACGUGGACUUGGACGUGGACGUGGACGUGGACGUGGUCGUGGACGUGGCCGUGGACGUGGACGUGGACAUGGGCUUGGACGUGGACGUGGACAUGGACUUGGUCGUGGUCAUGGACGUGGACGUGGACGUGGACAUGGUCGUGGAUGUGGACGUGGAGGACGCGGACGUGGACGACGUGGACGUGGAGGACGUGGACGUGGACGUGGACGUAGACAUGGACGUGGACGUGGACGUGGACGUGGACAUGGACGUGGACGUGGACGACGUGGACGUGGACGUGGACGUAGACAUGGAUGUGGACGUGGACGUGGUCGUGGACGUGGACGUGGUCGGGGACGUCGACGUCGACGUGGACGUGGACGUGGACUUGGACGUGGACGUGCACGUGGAUUACGACGUGGACGUGGACGUGUACGUGGACUUGGACGUGGACUUGGACGUGGACGUGGUCGUGGACGUUGACGUGGACGUGGACAUGGGCUUGGACGUGGACGUGGACGUGGACUUGGACGUGGUCGUGGACGUGGACGUGGACGUGGACGUGGACGUGGACAUGGUCAUGGACGUGGACGUGGAGGACGCGGACGUGGACGACGUGGACGUGGACGUGGAGGACGUGGACGUGGGCGUGGACGUGGACGUGGACCUGGACGUGGACGUGGACGUAGACAUGAACGUGGACGUGGACGUGGUCGUGGACGUAGACUUGGACGUGGACGAGGACGUGGAUGUGGACGUGGACGUGGACGUGUACGUGGACGUGGAUGUGGACGUGGACGUGGACGUGGAGGACGUAGACGUGGACGUUGAGGACGUGGACGUGGACCAGGACGAAGACGUGGACUUGGACGUGGACGUGGACGUGGACGUGGUCGUGGACGUGGACGUGGACGAGGACGUGGUCGUGGACGUGGACGUGGACUUGGACCUGGACCUGGACGUGGACGUGGACGUGGACGUGGUCGUAGACGUGGACGUGGACCUGGACGUGGACGUGGACUUGGACGUGGACGUGAACGUGGUCGUGGACGUGGACGCGGACGUGGACGCGGACGUGGACGUGGACGUGGACGUGGACGCGGACGUGGACGCGGACGUGGACGUGGACGCAGACGUGGACGCGGACGUGGACGUGGACGCGGACGUGGACGCGGAUGUGGACGUGGAAGCGAACGUGGACGCAGACGUGGACGCGGACGUGGACGAGGACGUGGACGCGGACGUGGACGUGGACGUGGUCGUGGUCAUGGACAUGGACGUAGACGACGACUUGGACGUGGACGUGGACGUGGACGUGGAUGUCGACGUGGACGUGGACAUGGACGUGGACUUGGACGUGGACGUGGACGUGGACGUGGACGUGUAUGUGGACGUGGAUGUGGACGUGGACGUGGACGUGGACGUGGAGGACGUGGACGUAGACGAGGAGGACGUGGACGUGGACGUGGACGUGGAAGAGGAGGACGUGGACGUGGACCAGGACGUGGACGUGGACUUGGACGUCGACGUGGUCGUGGACGUGGACGUGGACGUGGACGUGGACGUGGACGUGGACUUGGACGUGGUCGUGGACAUGGACGUGGACACGGACCUGGACGUGGACGUGGACACGGACUUGGUCGUGGACGUUGACGUGGUCGUAGACGUGGACGUGGAUGUGGACUUGGACGUGGACGUGGACGUGGACGUGGUCGUGGACGUGGACGCGGACGUGGACGUGGACGUGGACGUGGUCGUGGACGAGGACGCGGACGUGGACGUGGACGUGGACGUGGAGGACGCGCACAUGGACGACGUGGACGUAGACGUGGAGGACGUGGACGUGGGCGUGGACGUGAACGUGGACGUGGACGUGGACCUGGACGUGGACGUGGACGUAGACAUGGACGUGGACGUGGACGUGGAUGUGGUCGUGGACGUGGACGUGGACGUCGACGUCGACGUCGACGUGGACGUGGACGUGGACUUGGACGUGGACUUGGACGUAGACGUGGAUGUGGACGUGGACGUGAACGUGAACGUGGACGUGGAUGUGGACGUGGACGUGGACGUGGAGGACGUGGACGUGGACGUUGAGGACCUGGACGUGGACCUGGACGUGGACGUAGACUUGGACGUGGACGUGGACGUGGACGUGGACUUGGACGUGGACUUGGACGUGGACGCAGACUUGGACGUGGACGUGGUCAUGGACGUGGACGCGGACGUGGACGUGGACGCGGACGUGGACGUGGACGCGGACGCGGACGUGGACGUGGACGUGGACGUGGACGUGGACGCGGACGUGGACGUGGACGCGGACGUGGACGCGGACAUGGACGAGGACGUGGACGCGGACGUGGACGCGGACGUGGACGUAGACGUGGACGUGGUCGUGGUCGUGGACUUGGAUGUGGAGGACGUGGACGUGGACGACGUUGACGUGGACGUGGAGGACGUGGACGUGGACGUGGACGUGGACCUGGACAUGGACGUGGACAUGGACAUGGACGUGGACGUGGACGUGGACGUGGUCGUGGACGUGGACGUGGAGGUGGAUGUCAACGUGGACGUGGACGUGGAUGUGGACUUGGACGUGGACGUGGACGUGGAUGUGGACGUGGACGUGGACGUGGACGUGUAUGUGGACGUGGAUGUGGACGUGGACGUGGACGUGGAGGACGUGGACGUGGACCAGGACGUGGACGUGGACUUGGACGUGGACGUGGACGUGGAUGUGGUCGUGGACGUGGAUGUGGACGUGGACGUGGACGUGGACUUGGACGUGGUCGUGGACGUGGACGUGGACGUGGACUUGGACCUGGACAUGGACGUAGACACGGACUUGGACGUGGACGUGGACGUGGACGUGGACGUGGUCGUAGACGUGGACGUGGACGUGGACGUGGACUUGGACGUGGACGUGGACGUGGACGUGGUCGUGGACGUGGACGCGGACGCGGACUUGGACGUGGACGUGGACGCGGACGCGGACGUGGACGCGGACGUGGACGCGGACGUGGACGCGGAUGUGGACGUGGUCGUGGACGUGGUCGUGGACGUGGACGUAGACACUGACGCGGACGUGGACGCGGACGUGGACGAGGACGUGGACGCGGACGUGGACGCGGCCGUGGACGUGGACGUGGACGUGGACAUGGUCGUGGACGUGGACGUGGACGUGGUCGUGGAGGUGGACGUGGUCGUGGAUGUGGACGUGGACGUGGAUGUGGACGUGGAUGUGGACGUGGUCGUGGACGUGGACGUGGUUGUGGACGUGGACGUGGACGUGGACGUGCUCGUGGACGUGGACGUGGACAUGGACGUGGACUUGGACGUGGACGUGGACGUGGACGUGGACGUGCUCGUGGACGUGGACGUGGACCUGGACUUGGACCUGGACGUGGUCGUGGACGUGGACGUGGUCGUGGACGUGGACCUGGACCUGGACCUGGACGUGGACGUUGUCGUAGAUGUGGACGUGGACGUGGACGUGGACGUCGACGUGGACAUGGACGUGGACGUGGACGUGGUCGUGGACGUGGACGUGGUCGUGGACGUGGACGUGGACGUGGACGUGGACGUGGACGUGGACGACGACCUGGACGUGGACGUGGACCUGGACGUGGACCUGGACGUGGACGUGGACGUGGACGUGGUCGUGGACAUGGACGUGGACGUGGUCGUGGACGUGGAUGUGGUCGUGGACGUGGACGUGGACGUGGACGUGGACGUGGUCCUGGACGUGGACGAGGAAGUGGACGUGGACUUGGACGUGUACUUGGACUUGGACGUGGACGUGGACGUGGUCGUCGACGUGGACGUGGUCGUGGACGUGGACGUGGUCGUGGUCGUGGACGUGGACGUGGACGUGGACGUGGACGUGGUCGUGGUCGUGGACGUGGACGUGGUCGUGGACGUGGACUUGGACGUGGUCGUGGACGUGGACGUGGACGUGGACGUGGACUUGGACGUGGACCUGGACGUGGUCGUGGACGUGGACGUGGACGUGGACUUGGACCUGGACAUGGACGUGGUCGUGGACGUGAACGUGGACAUGGACGUGGUCGUGGACGUGGACGUGGACGACGUGGACGUGGACGUGGACGUGGACGUGGACGUGGGCUUGGACGUGGAUGUGGACGUAAACGUGGACGUGGACAUGGACGUGGACGUGGACAUGGACGUGGACGUGGACGUGGACGUGGACGUGGAUGUGGACGUGGACGUGGACGUGGACGUGGACAUGGACGUGGACGUGGACAUGGACGUGGACGUGGACGUGGACAUGGACGUGGACGUGGAUGUGGACGUGGACGUGGACGUGGACGUGGAUGUGGACGUGGACGUAAACGUGGACGUGGAGGACGUGGACGUGGACGUGGAGGACGUGGACAUGGACCACGAUGUGGACGUGGAUGUGGACGUGGACAUGGACGUGGACGUGGAUGUGGACGUGGACGUGGACGUGGACGUGUACGUGGAUGACGUGGACGUGGACCACCACGUGGACGUGGACUUGGACGUGGACGUGGACGUGGUCGUGGACGUGGUCGUGGACGUGGAUGUGGACGUGGACGUGGUCGUGGACGUGGACGUGGACGUGGGCUUGGACGUGGACGUGGACGUGGUCGUGGACGUGGACGUGGACGUGGACGUGGUCGUGGACGUGGACGUGGAGGACGUGGACAUCGACGACAUGGACGUAGACGUGGAGGACGUGGACGUGGACGUGGACUUGGACGUGGACGUGGACGUGGUCGUGGACGUGGUCGUGGACGUGGUCGUGGACGUGGACGUGGACGUGGACGUGGACUUGGUCGUGGACGUGGACGUGGACAUGGACGUGGUCGUGGACGUGGACGUGGAGGACGUGGACAUGGACGGCGUGGACGUGGACGUGGAGGACAUGGACGUGGGCGUGGACGUGGACGUGGACGUGGACCUGGACGUGGACGUGGUCGUGGACGUGGACGUGGACUUGGACCUGGACCUGGACGUAGACGUGGACUUGGACGUGGACGUGGACGUGGACGUGGACGUGGUCGUAGACGUGGACGUGGACGUGGACGUGGACCUGGACGUGGACGUGGACUUGGACGUGGACGAGGACGUGGACGUGGUCGUGGACGUGGACGCGGACGUGGGCAUGGAUGUGGACGUGGACAUGGACGCGGACAUGGACGCGGUCGUGGACGCGGAUGUGGACGUGGACGUGGACGUGGACCUGGACGCGGACGUGGACGCGGACGUGGACGAGGACGUGGACGCGGACGUGGACGCGGACAUGGACGUGGAUGUGGACGUGGUCGUGGACGUGGUCGUGGAUGUGGACGUGGAGGACGUGGACGUGGACGACGUGGACGUGGGCGUGGAGGACGUGGACGUGGGCGUGGACGUGGACGUGGACGUGGACCUGGACAUGGACGUGGACGAUGGAUAUGGACACUUGGACGUGGACGUGGACGUGGAUGUGGACGUGGACGUGUACGUGUAUGUGGACGUGGACGUGGACGUGGACGUGGACGUGGAGGACGUGGACGUGGACGUGGAGGACGUGGACGUGGACGUGGACCAGGACGUGGACGUGGAAUUGGACGUGGAUGUGGACGUGGACGUGGUCGUGGACGAGGACGUGGACGUGGACCUGGUCGUGGACGUGGACGUGGUCGUGGACGAGGACGUGGACGUGGUCGUGGACUUGGACGUCGAGGACGUGGACGUGGACGACGUGGACGUGGACGUGGAGGACGUGGACGUGGGCGUGGACGUGGACGUGGACCUGGACAUGGACGUGGAUAUGGACGUGGAUAUGGACGUGGACGUGGUCGUGGACGUGGACGUGGACGUAGACUUGGACGUGGACGUGGACGUGGAUGUGGACGUGGACGUGGACGACGUGGACGUGGACUUGGACGUGGACGUGGACGUGGACGUGGUCGUGGACGUGGACGUGGACCUGGACGUGGACGUGGACGUGGACGUGGUCGUGGACGUGGACGUAGACUUGGACCUGGACCUGGACGUGGACGUGGACUUGGACAUGGACGUGGAUGUGGAUGUGGUCGUAGACGUGGACGUGGAUGUGUACGUGGUCGUCGACGUGGACGUGGACUUGGACGUGGACGUGGACGUGGACUUGGACGUGGACGUGGUCGUGGACGUGGACGCGGACGUGGACGUGGUCGUGGACGUGGACGUGGACGCAAAUGUGGACGCGGACGUGGACGAGGACGUGGACACGGACGUGGACGCGGACGUGGACGAGGACGUGGACGCGGACGUGGACCCGGACGUGGACGCGGACGUGGACCCGGACGUGGACGUGGACGUGGACGUGGACGUGGUCGUGGACGUGGUCGUGGACGUGGAUGUGGACGUGGAUGUGGACGUGGUCGUGGACGUGGACGUGGUUGUGGACGUGGACGUGGACGUGGACGUGGUCGUGGACGAGGUCGUGGACGUAGACGUGGACGUGGACGUGGAAGUGGACUUGGACGUGGACGUGGUCAUGGACGUGGACGUGGUCGUGGACGUGGACGUGGACGUGGACGUGGACGUGGACGUGGACCUGGACCUGGAAGUGGACGUGGACUUGGACGUAGACGUGGACGUGGACGUGGACGUGGACGUGGUCAUGGAUGUGGACGUGUUCGUGGACGUGGACGUGGACGUGGACGUGGUCGUGGACGUGGACGUGGUCGGGGACGUGGACGUCGACGUGGACGUGGACGUGGACGUGGACGUAGACUUGGACGUGGAUGUGGACGUGGAUGUGGACGUGGACGUGGACGUGGAUGUGGACGUGGACGUGGACGUGGACCUGGACGUGGACGUGGAGGACGUGGACGUGGACGUGGAGGACGUGGACGUGGACGUGGAGGACGUGGACGUGGACGUGGAGGACGUGGACGUGGACGUGGACCAGGACGUGGACGUGGACUUGGACGUGGAUGUGGACGUGGACGUGGACGUGGUCGUGGACGUGGACGUGGACGUGGACCUGGAUGUGGACGUGGACGUGGUCGUGGACGUGGACGUGGACUUGGACCUGGACCUGGACGUGGACGUGGACUUGGACAUGGACGUGGACGUGGAUGUGGAUGUGGUCGUAGACGUGGACGUGGACUUGGACGUGGACUUGGACGUGGACGUAGACGUGGACUUGGACGUGGACGUGGACGUGGACGUGGUCGUGGACGUGGACGCGGACGUGGACGUGGUCGUGGACGUGGACGUGGACGCAAACGUGGACGCGGACGUGGACGCAAACGUGGACGCGGACGUGGACGCGGACGUGGACGAGGACGUGGACGCGGACGUGGAAGCGGACGUGGACGUGGACGUGGACGUGGACGUGGUCGUGGACGUAGACGUGGACGUGGACGUGGACGUGGUCGUGAACGUGGUCGUGGACGUGGACGUGGUUGUGGACGUGGACGUGGACGUGGUCGUGGACGUGGUCGUGGACGUGGACGUGGACGUGGACUUGGACGUGGACGUGGACGUGGACGUGGACGUGGACGUGGUCGUGGACGUGGACGUGGACUUGGACGUGGACGUGGACGUGGACCUGGACCUGGACCUGGACCUGGACGUGGACGUGGGCUUGGACGUGGACGUGGACGUGGACGUGGACUUGGAGGUGGUCGUGGACGUGGACGUGAACAUGGACGUGGUCGUGGACGUGGAUGUGGAGGACGUGGACAUGGACGACGUGGACGUGGACGUGGAGGAGGUGGACGUGGACGUGGACGUGGGCUUGGACGUGAACGUGGACGUGGACGUGUACGUGUACGUGGACGUGGAUGUGGACGUGGACGUGGACGUAGACGUGGACGUGGAUGACGUGGAUGUGGACGUGGAGGACGUGGACGUGGACCACGACGUGGACGUGGACUUGGACGUGGACGUGGACGUGGAUGUGGACGUGGACGUGGACGUGGACGUGGAUGUGGACGUGGACGUGGACGUAAACGUGGACGUGGAGGACGUGGACGUGGACGUGGAGGACGUGGACAUGGACCACGAUGUGGACGUGGACGUGGACGUGGACAUGGACGUGGACGUGGAUGUGGACGUGGACGUGGACGUGUACGUGGAUGACGUGGACGUGGACCACCACGUGGACGUGGACUUGGACGUGGACGUGGACGUGGUCGUGGACGUGGUCGUGGACGUGGAUGUGGACGUGGACGUGGUCGUGGACGUGGACGUGGACGUGGGCUUGGACGUGGACGUGGACGUGGUCGUGGACGUGGACGUGGACAUGGACGUGGUCGUGGACGUGGACGUGGAGGACGUGGACAUCGACGACAUGGACGUGGACGUGGAGGACGUGGACGUGGACGUGGACUUGGACGUGGACGUGGACGUGGACGUGGUCGUGGACGUGGUCGUGGACGUGGUCGUGGACGUGGACGUGGACGUGGACGUGGACUUGGUCGUGGACGUGGACGUGGACAUGGACGUGGUCGUGGACGUGGACGUGGAGGACGUGGACAUGGACGGCGUGGACGUGGACGUGGAGGACAUGGACGUGGGCGUGGACGUGGACGUGGACGUGGACCUGGACGUGGACGUGGUCGUGGUCGUGGACGUGGACUUGGACCUGGACCUGGACGUGGACGUGGACUUGGACAUGGACGUGGACGUGGAUGUGGAUGUGGUCGUAGACGUGGACGUGGAUGUGGACGUGGUCGUCGACGUGGACGUGGACUUGGACGUGGACGUGGACGUGGACUUGGACGUGGACGUGGUCGUGGACGUGGACGCGGACGUGGACGUGGUCGUGGACGUGGACGUGGACGCAAAUGUGGACGCGGACGUGGACGAGGACGUGGACACGGACGUGGACGCGGACGUGGACGAGGACGUGGACGCGGACGUGGACCCGGACGUGGACGUGGUUGUGGACGUGGUCGUGGACGUGGACGUGGACGUGGACGUGGUCGUGGACGUGGUCGUGGACGUGGAUGUGGACGUGGAUGUGGACGUGGUCGUGGACGUGGACGUGGUUGUGGACGUGGACGUGGACGUGGACGUGGUCGUGGACGAGGUCGUGGACGUAGACGUGGACGUGGACGUGGACGUGGACUUAGACGUGGACGUGGUCAUGGACGUGGACGUGGUCGUGGACGUGGACGUGGACCUGGACGUGGACGUGGACGUGGACGUGGACCUGGACCUGGAAGUGGACGUGGACUUGGACGUAGACGUGGACGUGGACGUGGACGUGGACGUGGUCAUGGAUGUGGACGUGUUCGUGGACGUGGACGUGGACGUGGACGUGGUCGUGGACGUGGACGUGGUCGGGGACGUGGACGUCGACGUGGACGUGGACGUGGACGUAGACUUGGACGUGGACGUGGACGUGGAUGUGGACGUGGACGUGGACGUGGAUGUGGACGUGGACGUGGACGUGGACGUGGACGUGGAGGACGUGGACGUGGACGUGGAGGACGUGGACGUGGACGUGGAGGACGUGGACGUGGACGUGGAGGACGUGGACGUGGACGUGGACCAGGACGUGGACGUGGACUUGGACGUGGAUGUGGACGUGGACGUGGACGUGGUCGUGGACGUGGACGUGGACGUGGACCUGGAUGUGGACGUGGACGUGGUCGUGGACGUGGACGUGGACUUGGACCUGGACCUGGACGUGGACGUGGACUUGGACAUGGACGUGGACGUGGAUGUGGAUGUGGUCGUAGACGUGGACGUGGACUUGGACGUGGACUUGGACGUGGACGUAGACGUGGACUUGGACGUGGACGUGGACGUGGACGUGGUCGUGGACGUGGACGCGGACGUGGACGUGGUCGACGUGGACGCGGACGUGGAAGCGGACGUGGACGUGGACGUGAACGUGGACGUGGUCGUGGACGUAGACGUGGACGUGGACGUGGACGUGGUCGUGAACGUGGUCAUGGACGUGGAUAUGGACGUGGAUGUGGACGUGGUCGUGGACGUGGACGUGGUUGUGGACGUGGACGUGGACGUGGUCGUGGACGUGGUCGUGGACGUAGACGUGGACGUGGACGUGGACGUGGACUUGGACGUGGACGUGGACGUGGACGUGGACGUGGACGUGGUCGUGGACGUGGACGUGGACCUGGACGUGGACGUGGACGUGGACGUGGACCUGGACCUGGACCUGGACGUGGACGUGGACUUGGACGUGGACGUGGACGUGGACGUGGUCAUGGAUGUGGACGUGUUCGUGGACGUGGACGUGGACGUGGACGUGGUCGUGGACGUGGACGUGGUCGGGGACGUGGACGUCGACGUGGAUGUGGACGUGGACGUGGACGUAGACUUGGACGUGGACGUGGACGUGGAUGUGGACGUGGACGUGGAUGUGGACGUGGACGUGGAGAUGGACCUGUACGUGGACGUGGAAGACGUGGACGUGGACGUGGAGGACGUGGACAUGGACGUGGAGGACAUGGACGUGGACGUGGACCAGGACGUGGACGUGGACUUGGACGUGGACGUGGAUGUGGUCGUGGACGUGGACGUGGACCUGGACGUGGACGUGGACGUGGACCUGGACGUGGACGUGGACGUGGUCGUGGACGUGGACGUGGACUUGGACCUGGACCUAGACGUGGACGUGGACUUGGACGUGGACGUGGGCGUGGAUGUAGAUGUGGUCGUAGACGUGGACGUGGACUUGGACGUGGACGUGGAUGUGGACUUGGACAUGGACGUGGACGUGGACGUGGACGUUGUCGACGUGGACGCGGACGUGGACGCGGACUUGGACGAGGACGUGGACGCGGACGUGGACGCGGAUGUGGACGUGGACGUGGACGUGGACGUGGUCGUGGACGUGGACGUGGACGUGUACGUGGACGUGGUCGUGGACGUGGUCGUGGACGUGGAUGUGGACGUGGAUGUGGACAUGGUCGUGGACGUGGACGUGGUUGUGGACGUGGACGUGGACGUGGACGUGGACGUGGUCAUGGACGUGGUCGUGGACUUAGACGUGGACGUGGACGUGGACUUGGACGUGGACGUGGUCAUGGACGUGGACGUGGUCGUGGACGUGGACGUGGACCUGGACGUGGACGUGGACGUGGACGUGGACAUGGACGUGGACCUGGACCUGGACGUGGACGUCGACUUGGACGUGGACGUGGACGUGGACGUGGUCAUGGACGUGGACGUGUUCGUGGACGUGGACGUGGACGUGGACGUGGUCGUGGACGUGGACGUGGUCGGAGACGUGGACGUGGACGUGGACGUGUACGUGGACGUGGACCUGGACGUGGACGUGGACGUGGACCUGGACGUGGACAUGGACGUUCACCUCGACGUGGACGUGGACAUAGACGUGGACUUUGACCUAGACGUGGACGUGGACCUGGACCUAGAUGUGGACCUGGACCUGGACGUGGACGUGGACGUGGACGUGGUCGUGGACGUGGACGUGGUCGUGGGCGUGGACGUGGACGUGGACGUGGUCGUGGACGUGGACGUGGACGUGGACGCGGUCGUGGACGUGGACGCGGUCGUGGACGUGGACGUGGACGUGGUUGUGGACGUGGACGUGGUGGACGUGGACGUGGACGUGGACCUGGACGUGGACGUGGACGUGGACGUGGACGUGGACGUGGACCUGGACGUUGACCCGGACGUGGACGUGGACGUGGAAAUGGAUAUGGACGUGGACGUGGACGUGGACGUGUACGUGGUGGACGUGGACGUCGACGUGGACGUGGACGUGGACGUGAACGUGGACGUGGACCUUGACGUGGACAUGGACGUGGUCAUGGACGCGGUCCUCGACGUGGACGUGAACGUGGACAUGGACGUGGACGUGGACGUGGACAUGGUGGACGUGGACGUGGACGUGGUCAUGGACGUGGACGUGGACGUGGACGUGGACCUGGACCUGGAUGUGGACGUGGACGUGGACCUGGACAUGGACCUGGACGUGGACCUGGACGUGGACCUGGACGUGGACCUGGACGUGGACGUGGACAUGGUGGACGUGGACGUGGACGUGGACCUGGACGUGCACAUUGACGUGGGCGUGGACGUGGACGUGGUGGACGUGGAUGUGGAUGUGGUCGUUGACGUGGACGUGGACGCGGCCGUGGACGUGGACGUGGUCAUGAACGUGGACGUGGACGUGGACGUGGACGUGGACGUGGUCGUGGAGGACGUGGACGUGGACGUGGACGUGGUCGUGGACGUGGUCGUGUACGUGGACGUGGACCUGGACGUGGACGUGGACGUGGACUUGGACGUGGACGUGGACGUGGACGUAAAGAUGGUCGUGGGCGUGGAGUGGAUGUGGACGUGGACGUGGACGUCAACGUGGACCUGGACGUGGACGUAG
Closterium sp. NIES-65 is the source of this 21126-nucleotide messenger RNA. NCBI's taxonomy places the organism in Eukaryota, Viridiplantae, Streptophyta, Zygnematophyceae, Desmidiales, Closteriaceae. The record is from the annotation of a GenBank genome assembly.